UCCUCCAGAUCCAGACUGUGAAACUACAACUGUAUUUACUACAGCAGAAGAUGCAACAAACUUGGAUGGGGGAACAGGGUCUGUCUCUUCUCAAGAAGGAGUUGCUUCAUACAGUUACUCCCAGAAGGCAAUGCUGAAUUCUGCCAUCAUCUCAAACUCUUCCUGUGACAACACGGCUCCAAGCACCGCCUUUUCGUCCAGUUUGGCCGCUACCUCUCAAGUCAAUGGGACCGCCUCUGCCCCCCAGAAUGGGGUUCAACCUAUCUUGGUGUCCCCUUCUACAAUGGGGCGGCCAGUUGUGAUUCCUUCAGUACCAUACUCUUAUCAGUCAACUCCCCUUCCUCCUGGCAGUGACGUGGGGGACAACGGAGGUGUCACUCCCCCUUACUCCUGCGACCCUAGUGGUAGUGACCUUCCAAGAGAUCCAAAAGUUGUGCAGUAUUAUUUCAAUCUGGGUUUGCAGUAUUAUCACCAGGCCUGCUGGAACCCUAUGAUGUAUGUCCAGUCACUGCCACAGUCUCCACACAUGGAAACUUACCAGGCAUACCCAGAGACAGUCCCUGUCAUAGAUCAGUCAAUGGCACCAAUAUACCCUGAAGCUGGGAGGAGCGACGGGCGCCAGAUUCCUGCGGACAAUUCAGCAAAUGGUAUCGGAGACCCGCCUCCAUCCCACGGUGCCGUUUAUUACCCUGUGGUAACCGAUCCCUACAGCCAGCCGCCACCGUCAGGUUUUGAUGCUUGCGUCCCCUUAGCGCCUGCCUAUCACUACGUCAGCCCCUGGUAUCCAGUGAAUCUUCCCUAUGGGAAUUCGUCACGAAUCCACAAUGCUGUGAACCCAGGGCAAUUUCACCAAGUUGCCUAUGUCGCCUCUUCAAAUCCCACACCUCAUUAUGUCGCUCAGAGUAUGUAAAACAGGGAGGAUUGGGCCACUAAAUUAUUUGCGACCUGUGUCUUUUCCCCACCUUGGUUGUUUCCUUCACAAGACACUUUGGUUUGAUUUUGCACUUUUUUCGAAACGUAGACGCUGGUUUGUAAAUGGUGGGGGGGAGUAUAUUUAAUACCUUACUAGCAUGUAUAUAUAGGACACUGUGUGACAUUAAACUUAUGUGUAUGAUAGCUAACGGCCGCUGAAUCAAAACUGAAACCAUGUUUUGUAGCUUUCCCGAGAGCCGAUGGACCAUCAAAAAGGUUGCCUGACAUGUUUUCUUAACCCAAAAUACCUUGGUGUUGUGCAAACCUGAUCGUUUUUUUGUAUUCUAGCAGUUUAACUCUGAUUCUGGUACAUCUCUCUCUCUUCGUCCCUUUCAUUGAGCAAACGGAAGAUUCUUGGGGGUUGGAGGACAGUCAUUGCUGCAUUCUUGCAGUCAUUUCUACACUAAAUGAAAAAAAAACCCUGGCAUAUUUCUCUGUAGAGCAUCCUCUCAUUUUAACGUGGUCUGUUUUUGAGGGGAUUGUCUCUGGCCGCGUUUUGUGCUGCCAAUUCCUGUCACCGGUGUGACUUCCGAUUUGUAACAGGCACUUUUGCACUUAACGGUUUCCACGGAACGGUUGGGGUUCAACUGAGCACAA
This is a messenger RNA of Sphaerodactylus townsendi, 1569 nucleotides long. RefSeq names its product putative bifunctional UDP-N-acetylglucosamine transferase and deubiquitinase ALG13. The transcript has 7 exons. Bases 131 to 910 code for a protein of 259 amino acids. The record is from RefSeq and is a predicted model, not a curated record. NCBI's taxonomy places the organism in Eukaryota, Metazoa, Chordata, Lepidosauria, Squamata, Sphaerodactylidae.